AUGCAGUGGGUCACUCUUGCAGUGGCCCUGGGGUGUGUGUGUCUGUCCCGGGCAUCGCACACCCCAACCCCUACCCCAACCUCCACACACACCCCUCUGGUGGACAACUCUGAGGAGGAAGUGGACGAGCCGUGUUUUGAACCGUGCACGUGCGAGGUCAAAGAAGGCGUGCUGCACGUGCACUGCGACAGGCGGGGCUUCACUAAUGUCAGCCAGGUGUCACAGUCAUGGGUCCGCCCUUUCAAACUCAACCUCCAGAGGAACUCUCUGAGGCGUCUCUAUAGCAACGGGUUUCAGCACCUUGGCAACGCAGUGUCCAUAAACCUUGGCAACAAUGCACUCCAGGACAUCCGAGUGGGAGCUUUCAAUGGGCUGGCCAAACUGAGACGCCUGUACCUCCAUGAGAACAAGCUGGAGGUCUUCAGAAAUGAUACCUUCACUGGCUUAGAGGCUCUGGAAUACCUCCAGGCUGACUACAACGUGAUCAAACGAAUAGACAGCGGUGCUCUUAGGUUCCUCUACAAGCUCCGGGUUCUCAUCUUAAACGACAACCUGAUCCCUGUCUUGCCUGCUCAUCUGUUCAGAUCUGUGUCUCUGACUCAUCUGGACCUGCGGGGAAACCGUCUGAAGAGCCUUGCAUAUGCCGGGACCCUGGAGUAUGUUGGUCGCUCCCUGAUGGAGAUACAGCUGGAGGAGAAUCCCUGGAACUGUGGCUGUGAGGCAGUGCAGCUACAACAGUGGCUGGGUCAGAUACCCUACACCGCUGUUGUCGGUGAUGUUACUUGUGAAUAUCCUUUCCAUCUUCAUGGCAAAGACUUGAGGGAAAUCCCCCGCAAGGAGCUGUGUGCUGACCUCCCGGAUAAAGACUUACAAGCAGAAGGGGGUGGCCCAUCAGGGGGGUCACAGCCCCAACAUUUUCCUCCUAAUGCUAAGCCUAACUCCCACCCUGGGCGUGUCAGACCAACUAAACCCUCCUCCAUGGUCCACGGCUCCCGCCAGAAUACUCAUACCUCCUCCACUUCAUCCUCCUCUUCCUCUGCAGAGCGUAAAGACAGGGAGAGGCACCCGAGGCCAACAAAGAGGCCUCGACCCUCCAGAACAUCCCCCACAUCUCGCAGUCUGAUGCCCAACCAGAAUCCACCAGUGGCUGGCUACCAGACACGACCCCCCAUUCCCAUCAUCUGUCCCCUGGGCUGCACUUGCAACUUGCACAUCACAGACUUGGGCCUGACCGUCAACUGCAAGGAGAACGGCUUCCUCAACGUGUCUCAGCUCACACCGAGGCCGCUCAAUGGCCGUAAACUGUACCUUAGUGGAAAUUUAAUCCAGAGGAUCUACCACACAGACUUCUGGAAUUUCUCCAGUCUUGAUCUGCUUCACCUGGGAAACAACCGCAUCUCUUACCUCCAGGAGGGGGCUUUCUCCAGCCUGUCAAGCCUGAGGAGCCUCUAUCUGAAUGGGAACAACCUGGAGAGGCUCAGCCCUGACAUGUUCCUGGGGCUGCAGAAUCUAAGGUACCUUUACUUUGAGUACAAUGAGAUCCGUGAGGUAGACCGUGGGAGUUUUGACUCCAUGCCGUCUCUCCAGCUGUUGUUUCUCAACGCCAACCUGCUACGGAGCCUUCCUCUCGGUGUGUUUUCUGGAGUGAACUUGGCACGCCUCAAUCUGAGAAACAACCACCUUCUGCAUCUUCCUAUGGAGGGCGUGCUGGAGCAUCUCACCGGACUGGUACAGGUGGACCUGCAGCAGAACCCAUGGGAGUGCAGCUGUGAAGCAGCUCCACUGAAGCGUUGGCUGGAGGGGCUCAGUGCUGUGGUGGUGGUGGGAGAGGUGGUCUGUCAUUCCCCGGAAAAGACCAAAGGCGUAGACCUCCGCUCCCUCUCCAUGGAGCUGCUCUGCCCUGAGCUGGAACCCCAGGAGGACCAGGAGCAGGAAGAGCAGACAGCCACCUCCACAGCCCCAGACAGAGGUGCAUCGGUUGGCUACCCUGACUCAGGCCUGGGCCCUGUGAUCCCUCCAGGGAAGGAUUCAAUCCCCCUGUCUGUGUUAGUGCUCAGCCUUUUGGUGUUAUUUGUUGCAGCAUUCUUCGCGGCAGCAGCACUAAUCGCCUAUGCCCUGAGGAGGAGGGACAAGCUGCCGUUCCGUCGCCAGGGAGAGGUAGACUUGGCUGGCAUCCAGAUGGAGUGUGAAAUCUUCACCGAGCAGACGCACCACCACCACCAUCACCACGGCCUACCAGAGACGCCGCCUCUACCUCCACCCGAACACAACCACGUCUACGACACCAUAUUGACCCCAGGCGCUGCAUCGAAAGGUCCCAACCCCACUGCAACCUCACACAUGUGUAGCAACGCCAUCUACAAAGAGGAGCAGGAUGCAGCGGUGAAACAGCGAUCGCAGCAACACGAGGCUGGAUACUGCUCAGCAGCAGAGAAGGAGAGGGAAUGGACUCUAGAGGUGACCUCGUCACCCAUCAGCACCGUCACGGAGGCGAUGGGACCGCUCGCCGGCCUGCACAGAAAUGGCAUCCUCUGCCCUACAGUCAUCGACAGCCAGGGCCCCACGCCUAAGGUCGAACUAGUGGACUGCCUCUUCAGGCUCCCUGCCCCUGAGUUCAGAGACCUGCCAGACAGGUUCGCGAGGCCACCACCCCGCUACCCUCACCCUCAAGACUCCAAACAGGAAGCCAGACCUGACCAAACACUUGUGGUCACCACUGCCAGCUCCACAGCAGGCAGUAGUAGCAGUCAGAGUGAGCAGGGAGCAGGAGAGCCGAGAGGCAGACUGAGGACCACACCAGACUACAUGGAGGUGCUGGACCGCUCCUACCAGUUUUAACACUCCUCCUCCU
Scomber japonicus (chub mackerel) is the source of this 2851-nucleotide messenger RNA. Its product is annotated as SLIT and NTRK-like protein 3. Bases 1 to 2838 code for a protein of 945 amino acids. Gene Ontology annotation, cellular component: GABA-ergic synapse; postsynaptic density membrane. Gene Ontology annotation, biological process: regulation of presynapse assembly; positive regulation of synapse assembly; axonogenesis. Gene Ontology annotation, molecular function: protein binding. Lineage: Eukaryota; Metazoa; Chordata; Actinopteri; Scombriformes; Scombridae. The record is from RefSeq and is a predicted model, not a curated record. The transcript is spliced from 7 exons.